Molecule: messenger RNA, 1116 nt
Organism: Daktulosphaira vitifoliae (grape phylloxera)
Lineage: Eukaryota; Metazoa; Arthropoda; Insecta; Hemiptera; Phylloxeridae
Product: methylglutaconyl-CoA hydratase, mitochondrial-like
Exons: 1
Coding region: 71-994 (307 amino acids)
Biological process (GO): fatty acid beta-oxidation
Cellular component (GO): mitochondrion
Molecular function (GO): enoyl-CoA hydratase activity
Source: RefSeq, a predicted model, not a curated record
CAUAAUUUAAAAAAUACAAUAACACCUUAUAUUAGUUCUACAAUUAAAUGUAAAAGAUAAAAAGGUCAGAAUGUAUAAAUUUGUUAAACAAAAUACAAGCAUCAUGUCUAUUAGAAAACUUUUUUUUAAAUCAAAAUUUAUUGUAAAGAAUAUAGCUUAUAAUCUAUCGACUAAACCUACUCCAGAACAUUUACAACCUUUUGUAACUUUACAAAAAUUAACUGGUAAAGAAGAAGGUAUUGCUGUUGUUGGACUUAAUAGACCAGGAUCAAGAAAUGCAAUUAAUAAGAAUAUGGUUGAUCAACUUUUCAACAUCAUAAAACAAGUAAAUAGUUCAAAUGAUAUUAGAGUAGUUAUUUUAAGAAGUCUUGUUAAAGGGAUAUUCUGUGCUGGAGCAGAUUUAAAGGAAAGACUCACCUUAAAUCCUAUAGAAGUACGACAAUGUGUAACAGAUUUACGGCAUUUAGCUAAUGCCAUUGAAAAUAUACAAAUUCCUGUUAUAGCAGCAGUUGAUGGUGCUGCUUUGGGAGGUGGUUUUGAGUUAGCUUUGAGUUGUGAUUUCAUUAUUGCUUCAAAUAAUACUAAAUUUGGUUUGGUUGAAACUAGACUUGGUAUUAUCCCAGGUGCUGGAGGUACACAACGUUUGGUUCGUAUAGUUGGUGGACCUUUAGCCAAGGAGUUAAUUUAUAGUGCUAGAAUUUUCAGUGCAAAUCAAGCAUUACAAUAUAAAGCUGUUAACAAAGUAAUUGAACAAAAUGAUCAAGGGACAAGUGCAUAUAUCAAUGCUAUUGAAAUAGCCAAAGAAAUUCUUCCUAAUGGGCCAUUUGCUGUUAAAAUGGCCAAGAAAGCUAUUUUUCAUGGACAGCAAGUAGACUUCACAACAGGAUUCGCAAUUGAAGAAGCAUGUUAUAAUCAAGUUAUACCAACAAAUGAUCGAAUUGAAGGACUAGUAGCAUUUAUAGAAGAACGAAAACCUAAAUAUACUGGUUCUUAGGAAAGACAAAAUUUAUUUUUAUUUAAUUUUUUAUUUAGAAUAAUUAAUUUCACUUAAAAUUUAAAAAGUAUCAAACUUUUUAAAAAUGUUUUAAUUAAUAAAAAAAAGAACUAUAAAAUAAU